Molecule: messenger RNA, 1690 nt
Organism: Crotalus tigris (Tiger rattlesnake)
Lineage: Eukaryota; Metazoa; Chordata; Lepidosauria; Squamata; Viperidae
Gene: NEUROD4
Product: neuronal differentiation 4
Exons: 2
Coding region: 365-1354 (329 amino acids)
Biological process (GO): regulation of DNA-templated transcription; nervous system development
Molecular function (GO): protein dimerization activity
Source: RefSeq, a predicted model, not a curated record
GUUCGCCAGAAACAGGAAGGAGCUGCUCCGAGGACUUGUGGUUCUGAAAAGUCAUUGGAAAGUGAGUGCAGGUGUCUUAACUCCAAGGUAGGGCUGAAUUGAAGAGUCGAAACUGUUUUUCCAGCCCAGUGAAAGGAACAACCGGAGAAAUCGAAAAGGGACCAAAGACAAACUAGAGCUGCGCGAAACGGCUACUUAUAAUACCAGGAAAGGAGGGAGCUGACCACGGCCUCUGGUGCUGAAGGGUCGGGCCGCGGAGGAAGAAUGUUUGAAGACAACUGAAACAGUCAAAAGUCCUUAGCUGACUUCUGCUCCAAGAACGGAGUGAGUGGGACGCGAUCAAGAGUUUCCUACGGGUAAAGAGAUGGCCAAACUCUACCCCAAGUCCAAAGAGAUGGCCGAACUCAUAUCUCCUCAAUCCUGGAUCAAUGAAGCAUUGAGUACCCAAAAUGAAACCAAGGACAAAGACAGCCGGCAAGUGGCCUAUGAGAUGCUUUCUGGCAUUAAUGAUGAGAAUGACAGUGUUGAGGAAGAAGAGGAAGAAGAUAACGGGAAACCCAAGAGAAGGGGGCCAAAGAAGAAGAAAAUGACCAAAGCAAGGCUGGAGCGAUUCAGGGCCCGCCGAGUGAAAGCUAAUGCUCGGGAACGAACACGGAUGCAUGGACUUAAUGAUGCUCUUGAUAACUUGAGGCGGGUGAUGCCCUGCUAUUCUAAAACACAGAAGCUGUCCAAAAUUGAGACGCUGAGGCUAGCCAGGAACUAUAUUUGGGCUUUGUCAGAGGUUCUGGAAAGUGGGCAGACUUUAGAAGGCAAAGGUUUUGUGGAUAUGCUAUGCAAAGGUUUGUCCCAACCAACCAGCAAUCUAGUUGCUGGUUGUCUCCAGGUAGGACCACAAUCCCUGUUCCUGGAGAAACAUGAGGAGAAAAUCCCUGUUUCUGAUUCAACUGUGUCCAGUCAUGGUUUUUCUUACCAGUCUCCAGGAUUGCCCAGUCCGCCCUAUGGAAGCAUGGAGACACACCAUGUACAUUUAAAGCCUCCCUCUUUCAAAACUUUGGUGGAUACUUCCUUUGGCAAUCAUCACCAAGACUGUACAUCUCCAGCAUAUGAAGGUCCCUUGACACCUCCUCUGAGCAUCAGUGGAAAUUUUUCCUUAAAGCAAGAUGGGUCUCCAGACCUAGAAAAAUCAUACAGUUUUAUGGCCCAUUAUCCAUCUGUUAGCCUGAGCAAUGCUCACAGUCACACCUCCCAUUUUUCAACCACAGUGCCCAAAUAUGACCUCCCAUUAGAUGUGACCUAUGAUUCUUAUUCUCACCAUGUGGUUGGAGCACAGCUCAGUGCAAUAUUUGGUGAAUAAGUCAGGAAGAUAACAGGCAAAUGGUUUUUAAAUGGACUUUUAAACAUUUUUUAAAAAAAAUAUUGGUAGCAUCUUAUACCAAAUGUUGGUACAUAAAAAGAAGGAAUUUUACUUAUUCAGAUAUUCCCCUCUGAUUUCAUGGGAAACCCUUGGGGGAAAGGAAGCAAAGCAUGUCUACACCACUGUGAACUUAGACAUAUUUUAGUAGCUCUAAUUUAUGGGCUUUUAAAUCUAUCAUCUCAAUUGUUGAGUCCGUGGCGGGAAAACAGACACGAGAAGCAGCUGGAGUUCUCAGUUUCAUUUAUUCAGCGUUCAGCUUACAGGAAGAUGGCUUCA